Molecule: messenger RNA, 1404 nt
Organism: Penicillium egyptiacum
Lineage: Eukaryota; Fungi; Ascomycota; Eurotiomycetes; Eurotiales; Aspergillaceae
Source: the annotation of a GenBank genome assembly
AUGACUCCACAUCUUAUGAUUAAACUUGUCUUUGUAGGCAAUCAGUUCCUUUUUAUUCCAUCAAAAAGCUCAAAUGACCGCACAGCGAAGCGCCUAGCUCGAUCGCAUGCUGUAGCGCACGGCCUUGGGAACAAAAGAAGGCUUCAGCAAAGUUCUGGCCAUAAUUUCCAUGUUGUAUGCCCAGCAAACAAUCGGAGGCGACCCACGAGAAAAAGAAAACAAGGAGAAACUAUUACCACACCACCAGCCUCCCUCGCUACAGGUUCCUCCGAUCCAUUCCAAAUGCUGGCUGCAGAGUCGCCGACAUUACGGGCAUUGCUAAACAGGCAAAAGUUUCCACAAGCCACUGAGUUGGUCUUCAGUGUUGCUGACGAACUCGUGCUUCAAAAUUUCCGCUCCAUCCUUCGAAACGGACUAGACGAUAACGCUCUUCUGAGCGCAAUCAUGCUCACAUUUUCAUUUACGAUCACAGCAAGUAUGACCAGCAGGGAGUGCCUAGAAUACCAAAAUGAGGCUCUAAGCUCCAUCCGUCAACGAAUGGAUUCCCCGGAUAGGGCUGCUACAGAGUCUACAAUAGGAGCAAUCCUACUACUCGCCGGUAUAGAGGUCCGUCUUGGAAUGUCGCGUCAAGUCCAGCUCCACAUGGGGGCAAUACAACAAAUUCUUGAUGUAUGCCAAAGAAAGGGCGUCUAUUUGAGUGACGAUAUCAAACGUGCGAUCUUCUGGUCAGACUUAAACGGUUCGGUCAUGACGGGCUCAAACCGAGUUGUUGACCAUACAACCUUUUCCGAGCUCCAGUGGAGGAGAGAUACUUCCAAUCCGGACUUCUUUAUUCUUCCACCUGGAUUUCAAAGUCACUCCAAUUUACUGGGCCAGGCUUUCGUUGAAAUCCUCAAGGACAUAUUUGCAUUGCAAUGUAUCCGAGAUUCAGCCAUCCUCGGCAAAGAGGACGCAAUGCCGAUGGCACAAAUUGAUAACCACCAGGCGUCUAUCCAGUCGAGGCUAGUGAGCUUGCCAAUUUGCUCACCUAUCUUGCAAUGUUGUCAUCAAGCGGCAUAUCUAUGUUCGACUAUGCUGCGCUGCAAAAUGUGGCGGACUUCAACCAUCCCUUCCCACCUUUCCUUACAACUACUCUGCAACAUACAAGCAGCGAGCGAUAGUCUAGUGUGGGAUAAUUCGCCUGGUCUAUUGGCUUGGCUCUUGUACAUCGGGGGUGCUUUCGCCCCCGUAGGGACUAUACGACAAGGCUACGUGCGACUGUUGCGUUUGAACCACAACAGAUUCAAAUCGCUGUAUACAUCAUGGCCAGGACUUCUUGUAGUUCUUAAACAGUUCAUAUGGUCUGACAAAGCAUUUUUGUCCCAGGUUAAGGUCUUCUGGGAAGAAAAAUUCCCUCUAGACUAG